AUGAAUAAAUGGUAUGCUUCACAGGAAAGUAAAACCUCUAAACCAUUGCUUAAUAAUAGUUCAGAGAAUCCUCAACCUAAUAAUAGUUUAGAGAAUCGUCAAGAUAAUUUUAACUUCCAACAAUCAUAUGAUUAUGAGACUUCUCAACCACAAACUCCUUUAGCUGGUGACCGUUUAGAUACUUCCCUAUUACAAUCACAGAAUGAUCUUUUUUUAAAUACUCAACAAUCACAAAAUUCCACCACUACUACCACUACCACAAGUGAUAACUAUUGGGAAUGUUUUGAUACUACUGUUAUGAAUGAUUUCAUUCAAUCACCAAAGAGUAAUGCAGUCCUUAAUUUUAACAAAAAUGAUGAGAAAGUGUUACAGCAAAGAUAUGAUCCUGCAGAAGGAGCAAACACUCAUCAAGAUAAAAUUUAUCUAUUCCAACCAAGUAAAAUAUCAAAAACCUCUAAUAAUAAUUCCUCUUAA
Messenger RNA from Dictyostelium purpureum, 474 nucleotides. RefSeq lists its product as uncharacterized. The transcript is spliced from 2 exons. The record is from RefSeq and is a predicted model, not a curated record. The coding region runs from base 1 to 474 and encodes 157 amino acids. Lineage: Eukaryota; Evosea; Eumycetozoa; Dictyosteliales; Dictyosteliaceae.